AGCCUUUUUGCCUCCAGCGGCGCUCCAGCUGCGUGUUUGUGAGUUCAAAAUAAUUUCCGUCAGCCAGCAGCGCGAGCAGCCGACACUUCCCGCGGGCCCCUGCGCCAGAUGAGCGGAGGCGCGGCCCCGCGGCGGCGGCAGCCAGGCGAGUUGCAGAGGGCCGCAUCGCCCGCUGCCGUCUCGUCCCCUGCUGGGUCGACGAGGACGCUGGUCGGGGCAACGCUGGCGACAGCCGGCGUGAGGAACACCUCGUUGAAUCCCUGGCUGAAGCCCGAGCCGAGGCCAGGCAGCGAAGAAGGCAGGGGGCCGGCAGCGCCUCGGGGGCCACGCGAAGCCUUGGGCGGAGGCGGCUCGGCGGCAGCCGCGGCAGCGGCGGCAGCAGAAGCAGGCAUGCCUUUCGGGGCUUCGAUCUGGCCACACGUGGAGGUGCGCGAUCCGACGCCAGUCGUCCUUCAGCGGCUCUGCGUGGUGGCCACCGCGGCCUUCCUGGUCUUUCUCCUCCCAGCGCUGCCGACCUUGCUGGUGGAGGUUGGCGGAGCUGACGGCGGCUAUGAUGAGAGGCAUGGCCUCAACCUGGAAAAGGCUUGCGGACAGGACCGAGUGACCUUCGCUUCCGCCCCGUGGCCGCCAUUCGAGAAGCUGCUGGAGGUGACACUCGGGCUGUCCAGCUUGCGCGUCGAGCGCUGCCUGCUUGGCACAGCAGCAAUAUUCGGCGGCCUGAUCGCGGCGGAUCUGCUCGGCGGCCUCGCUGGGGUGCAGGAGAUGUGGCCGCGCAGCUGGAACUGCGACAACGCACGCUGCUACACCGAGAUGUUCUGCGAGCCGACACGGCCUGGCCGGCUGCUCCGUCGGCCGGGAAACGCUUGCUCGAACGUUACAUACGUCUUCAGUUCGUUCUGCGUGGUCUGCUCCACCCUGCAGCAGCCUAACAGUGGCGCCACGCCCAAUCCGUUCUGGCUGCCAGACUGCGCCUUCGGGCUGAUGCUGCUCGUGCUGGGCUCGACCUCUGUGGUCUGGCAUGCCUCCAACGCCCCACCUCCCAGUACCCGGACCUCUGGUCUAUGGACUGCUGCAUUGUCUACCUGAUCGUCCGCUUCAUCUUCCUCGCCGUGCACGGCGGCGCCAGAGCGCUGCUCGGGCCCGACGCCGCCAGGGCGGUGGCGGUGGGUGGCUGCAGCCUGCUCUACGCCCUCAUAGUGUGGCACAACGGGUGCCACCACUGGGAGAAUUUCCAGAAGCGGUGGCUGCACGGCGGCUGCCCCUUCUCUGGCCGAUCUCGAAGAAGAAGGCACGGCAUAUGCAUAAACGUUUGGCACUCCUCGCGGAUUUCUUGGAUCGGCGCUGGACCCACUGCGGGCGGCGCCUCCGGCGCCGCCCCUGGCGCGCUCUGUGCGCCAGGGAGGGGGGUCCAGCGCAGAUCCAAGAAAAUCGCGCGGAGCGCCGAAAGUUCAUGCUUAUGUCGUUUGUUCUUCCCUCACGAUCGCGGCUGGCCAAGGGCGACGCAGCCAACGCAGUAGCGGCGGCGGCGGGGCGGAGCCCUCACUGCGAGGUGCCCGUGGUCGAGGUCUGCAUAUUCGCCGGCAUGCCCGUGCUCUUCUGCCUCCUGCCGAUGCUCAUUCAGCUGUGCGUGCUCCGCGCUGCCGGCUCCCGCUGCGCUGCAACCUUGGCCGCUGCCAGCCUCGUGAUUGGCUGGGGCACCCGCAUGUUCGAGCGCUGGGUGGUCGAUGGUUACGGCCCGAUGCUCCUGGUCGAGGCAGCCCGAAGGCGUAUGGGCAGCGGCGGGCCGCGGCAGCUUCUCUUCGGCCCACCGCUGACUGUGUUUGCUGCGCUUGUCUCGCCGACGGCGGUCCUACACGCGUUCACUGGGGUGACGUUGAUGGCGGGCUACGCACACGUCAGAUCAGUCGACUCGCAGGUGUUGGCAUGAGAGCAAAACACUGGAACCAGGCGAAGCCCGGUUAACCCAAAGUGAGAACUGGACUGUUUGACAGAUGUAAGAAGGACAAAUUAAUUGAGGUGACGUGCUGUAU
Molecule: messenger RNA, 2030 nt
Organism: Prorocentrum cordatum
Lineage: Eukaryota; Dinophyceae; Prorocentrales; Prorocentraceae
Source: the annotation of a GenBank genome assembly